Molecule: messenger RNA, 8031 nt
Organism: Aquila chrysaetos chrysaetos
Lineage: Eukaryota; Metazoa; Chordata; Aves; Accipitriformes; Accipitridae
Gene: BUB3
Product: BUB3 mitotic checkpoint protein
Exons: 9
Coding region: 255-1244 (329 amino acids)
Biological process (GO): mitotic spindle assembly checkpoint signaling
Cellular component (GO): kinetochore; mitotic checkpoint complex; bub1-bub3 complex
Molecular function (GO): ubiquitin binding
Source: RefSeq, a predicted model, not a curated record
GCGCGGUGCGGUUGGGCGGGGUGAGGGUGGGUGCGCGUGCGCGGCGGUUGUCGGGCGGGCCGGAGGCGCGGGGCCCGGGCGGAACGCUGAGCCGGCAGCAUCUCCCGCAUCCCGACGCGUGUUUCCCCGGGACCGGGCUGCGAGAGCGGCCGUGCCUCUGACGCCUCAGUGCUUCCGUGAUCCGCUGCUGCAGCUGCACGAAGAAAGAGCUUUUCCGUGGCGUUGCGUGGAGCAGCGAGAGGAACUCGUGCAAUAUGAAAACGAUGACGGGAUCAAACGAAUUCAAACUAAAUCAAACUCCAGAUGAUGGUAUUUCAUCAGUAAAGUUUAGUCCAAAUACAUCUCAGUUUCUCCUUGUUUCAUCCUGGGACACAACUGUUCGGCUCUAUGAUGUUCCUGCCAACACCAUGAGACUCAAAUACCAACAUUCAGGAGCUGUCCUUGACUGCGCUUUUUACGAUCCUACCCAUGCCUGGAGUGGAGGAUUAGAUCAGCAAUUGAAAAUGCACGAUUUAAACACGGACCAAGAAAACCUUGUUGGUGCCCAUGAUGCUCCUAUCAGGUGUGUUGAGUAUUGCCCAGAAGUGAAUGUCAUGGUGACUGGAAGCUGGGAUCAAACAGUUAAACUGUGGGAUCCCAGAACUCCUUGUAAUGCAGGAACCUUCUCUCAACCUGAAAAGGUCUAUACACUUUCUGUGUCUGGAGAUAGACUGAUUGUGGGGACAGCAGGUCGGAGAGUGCUGGUGUGGGAUUUGCGGAACAUGGGUUAUGUUCAGCAGCGAAGAGAAUCAAGUCUGAAGUACCAGACCCGCUGUAUCAGAGCGUUUCCGAAUAAACAGGGUUAUGUUUUAAGUUCUAUUGAAGGUCGUGUUGCGGUGGAAUAUUUGGAUCCAAGUCCAGAAAUCCAGAAGAAGAAAUACGCAUUCAAAUGUCACCGUUUGAAGGAAAACAACAUUGAGCAGAUUUAUCCAGUUAAUGCUAUUUCUUUCCACAAUGUCCACAACACGUUUGCUACAGGAGGUUCUGAUGGAUUUGUAAAUAUUUGGGAUCCAUUUAAUAAAAAGCGGCUGUGUCAGUUCCAUCGGUAUCCCACAAGCAUAGCAUCACUUGCCUUCAGCAAUGAUGGAACUACCCUUGCAAUAGCUUCUUCAUAUAUGUAUGAAAUGGAUGACAUUGAACAUCCUGAAGAUGGUAUCUAUAUUCGCCAAGUGACAGAUGCAGAAACAAAACCGAAGUCUACUUAGACUUCUGGUGAUACUUCUUUUCUGCAAGAGGUGCCCACCUGCUCCUAACAAGUCUAAACUAAAACAGUAGAAGUGAGAAGAACAAACUUUGUACUGAUGUUGUUUUUAACUAAGAAAUACUUGUUUGUGUAUUGUAGUACAUCUUAAUCUGUCAUCACUUGCCUGCUUAUAAUGUUAGUGAAACUGUUUUCUUUAUCUGCUGUCUGUAGCUAAAUUAGUUCAGUCCUGUAGGCAACUUUGUGUAUACCUUUAUGAAAACUUAGCACAUUUUGUAGUAUAUAAUUAUGAAAACUUUCAGUGGCCUCAUAAUUGUUCAAUAAAUAUCCAUAGGUUUUUUGUAAACAAAUAAUUUGUGUAACAACCUUUACUGUUUGUGAAACAAAUGUUAAGACCAAACCUUUAAGUUGCAAGAAUUCUUGAGUUCUAGAUCUUCCUGAUGGAAAAUUUCUGAACCUUUCGUCUUUUUCCAGUGAGAUGAACUGGGAAUUUCUUAAUUACCUGGGGACAUCGGCUCUCCAGGCAAUGUUUUCACAGGGCUACGAAAGUCUAAAGUUGUAUAAGGUGGGCUUGUUUAUCUCUGACUUGAACGUUAAUUGGAGAAUCAUUAACUGUUUCUGGAGGAAAGAACUUGAACGCAUGGUACUUUGGUUUCUUUCACAUACUGCAUAAAAGCUUAAAAUUAAUGAUGCUUGGGAAGAAUUGAGGGUAGAGGGGAGCAAAUGUAGAGUUUCAGCCUACAGCUGAGUGGUCUGUUCCAGGUCUGCAGAUCUGACCUGGUAGCCCAGGGUUUAUGGAGUAACACAAGUGGAACUGUAGAAAAGAGGAAUCUCCCCACAAUGGAGAUGUCAUUCUGGCCACAAAACCCCAUGAAAAUGUGCUGUUCCUCUGAAUGUCUUGCUUGCCUUAUUGUCAGUUGGUAAGAAGUCUAAUCUGUAAUCAAAUUUUGUAUCAGCCUCUUUAGAGCAGGGGGUGGGUGUGAGGAGAUGCUUGAACUUGGACAAAUUAAAAAUUUCUUAGGAUAGUAGUAUUAGAAAAAACAACUUAAACACUGUGUGUUUGUUUUUUCUAAGCAGGAAUGUAGAUCUGAUCAAGAACCUAACCUGCAAAUCCAUCUUCUGCUAAAAAUAAUAUAUUCAAUAUUGCACAUUCCUGUUAUUGUUGUGGAAAUAAAGUUCAAUGCUUUCUCAUUAGUACCACCGAUAAAAGCAAUCUCAUCCAACUCUGCAGAACAGACUGUCAGACUGCUCUCUUAAUAGUAGCUUGUAUCAGGUGUUUGGGAAGUACUUAAGCAUUAAGUACUCACUUCGUAGUGAACAGUAAGGAGGGACAGAACAAAACCCUGAGGCUUAUCAAAGAUGAUUAAGGUGUGGGUAUUCUGGAGUGGUGAUUGGAUUCAUACUUUACUUCCAACUUUUUCUCUUCUGAGUUAUCAGUGCCUGCAUAGCCAGUGGGAGUACUUUAUUACCUUUAAGAGAACAAACUUGCUGACAGCAGAAAUAGUAACCAAUCGUUGCAAAGAAGGUGGUGAUGGAGAGGAAGCUGGGCUCUGUGUGUGCAGAAAGCUAACAACCUUGAGCUGUUACUAGGUAGGCAUAGUAAAUGAGUUAUGUGGAAUAUUUUAUAGUUUGUCAUGAGCUAGAUAUGGAUUCUGUGAUAGUAUAAACUGUUUUUGAUAGGUUUGAAAAAAAUAAACAUCUUCCUGGAUUAAAUAUGAAUAAUGCCCUCAGUAGCAUCCAGCCUCUGUUCUGAUAGAUGUGUACCAUCCCUAUUUCUUCCAGUUUUAAUUGGCUUUUUUUGCAUUGAGGGUACAUGACUUGGUGAUGAUGGGCAAAGGUUGAAGGUUUGCUGUCACUUUAGGAUGUGAUGACACCUUGGUGUUUGUUUUUUUAUUUUUGUUUGUUUGUUUAAGGAAUGCAUUGAUACAUAGAGUCUGGGGCCUAACUAUGGGAACCAAAGGUUUCUGCAAGAAUGACUAGAGAAGAAAUAGUAAGCAAAAUCCCUAGUUUGGGGGAUAACUGUAGGCUGAAACAGCAGACUUUGCGUUAAAAACACUGUCAAGUGUUCCAGGUUCCCAUGCCACAAUGUGUGUGUUUGCAGGUAUAAAUACAUAUGUAUUUGCAGAGCAAAUGUGCAAUAUCUGUUGUUUCUCUAUCUCCUCGCAGCUGAGAGUGUAUGAUAUUACAAAACACAGGAUUGAGCCCACAAAUGAAUUGUGGUUACCUGAAAGCACCACGAUGAUCCUGCUUGUGGAGAAGAGAGACCUUGAAGUGAGGAUGGGACCAAAUAAAUAAUGUGUGAAGGCAGAAAUAGGCUGUGCCAAAUGAAAAGGUGGCUUAGUGAUGAUGUGGAGAAAGGAACAUGUGAAAUGGAGAGAGGAUGGUGUGGGGAGUUACAGGGGUAGAACUGCGGGGAACAAAGUGAAAUAAGAGCUAGAGAACGUAGGGGGGAAACAAAGAAAGAAUUAGGGGAAUUCCAAAUAGUUUGGUUAACAAAGUAGACGCAUAACAUAACCUGGAAGCGAUGCCACCUGUGCAACUUUUCAUUGGUAAGUAUCCAGGGAAAAAACCUGUUAAUGUUUGAUGUACCGACAUCUGCAUGCUUCAGUGGGCAAAGGUAGCCCAAGAUACGUAGGAGGAAAUGGAUUGGACUUACUAGUUCCAUUUUGGCUUAAAAAUGGUAGGAAAAUUCCUUGUGGUGUGUCAGUGUUUUAUGUAAAUGCUUGAAACAAACAAAAGUCUGUAGAAAAUAGUGAGACAACCAGGCAUAACAGAGAAGAGAAAUGUUAGUUGGUCAGGGCUACAGCUGUGUCCCUAUGUUAGGUACAGAUAUGUGCAUUUGGAAUACAGCUAUUUCUUUUACAAGAUUAAUCUUCCUUUUAGCUCUCUUCUAGAAAUGCAGGUCAAGGCAGAGGUUCAUAAGCCGGAGAAAUCAUGAAACAAGCCUUUUCUGACCUAUAUAACAAGCAGCCGAACAAAGAGGAUAUACUGACUCUUGAUCAGAGGAAUUGAGAUCUAAAAAAGCUCCUUAAGUCAUUGCUUUUUGGAUGGUGUUGAGGGCCAUACAGAAAACAUGGAGUCAUAGCCGUCAUUCUAAUAGAGUCAUCAAUCACUGUUGACUGCUUUCAGGAAAAAAUACCACGGGUUGUCUCUCACAAGAGCCUUAUAACACUGUGGUAUUAGAAGCCAAGUGGCAUCUGUGCCCUGAAUGUUACAAAAGCAUGCUGGUAAGUGUACUUUUUUCUGUUGGCCAGUACUUCAAGAUAAUCAAUGUAUGGUUACCACAUACAGGUCUGGAGCUGUGCUGCAUCUCAGACGUGAUGUUUUGUGCUGCUGCUGCUAUUAUAAUAAAUAUAUAUUAAAAAAAAAAGUGUCCUUUAGGUGGGUGUUUUCCCAAGCAAAACCAGUUCCUGCUCUGAGCUCAAAGCUGAACUCUGAGCCCCAAACACAAAGGCUUAAGUGACGCCUUUGAGAAUGAUGUUUACAAAGCUGUGUAGAUAUUGCUAGCUCCAUCUUCCUUAACUGUCUCACACUUUUGUAAGUGUCUAGUAGUUUUUACUGCCUUGAAAAUUAAGGAUUUUCUGUAGUUGGAGUCAUGUAGUCACCAAGUUCAGCAGUAAUUCAACUGGUGCGUCGGUUAAGAUAGAUGCCCAAAAACUGGGUGUUUCUACUAUUGGAUACUCUUGCAAAUGUUGGCCUAAAUGACACAUCCACCAUCAGUGAUCGGUAUUAGUGGUCUGGAGCAGAACCUAUUUCUUUCGACUAGCAGACAUCUGUUCUGGUGAUUACACCAUUAGCUGCUUUUAUGUUGUUUAGUAUAAUCAUAACCACAAGGCUAGUAAUUUUUUAGUCAAUAUGCAACUGAUAUAACUUCUAGUCCUCCAGCAAUGUGACAUUUGCUCUGAAACGUGUCAGGCUUCUUUGUUCAAAAUAGUAUUUAACUGAUAGUUUGUAAUACAUUUAGAUACCUAGAAUUUAGAAAUGAAAAGUCAAAUAUAGAACCCGCCUAGAUAUUCUUACGACUGACAUGCUAAAGGCACUUCCUGUGAAAUAUGUCUUAUUUCAUAAGGCUAUAUGUGUGGCACUUUUUGACUAUAUCAUACAUUUUCUUAUAGCAUGAAAAGAUAUGAAUGUGCUAACGCAUGAUAGCAACACGGUGGAUGUAAUAGGUCUCCAGUCUCCUGUGAUUACCUGCAAAGUGGAAGGGAAUAAACUGUUCUCCAUGUUCACUGGGACUGGGACGAGGCAUAAUGAGCUUAAAUUACAGCAGAGAUUAGUGUAGACAUUAGGAAAAACUUUCUAAGUGUAAGAAUGGCUAAGCCCAGGAAUAAAUUGCCUGGAGAAGCUGUAGCGUCUCCAUCUCUGGAAUUUCUCAAGCACAGGUUGGACAAGCAUCUGCCAGGAAUGGUGUGGCUUUAACCGGUUCCAUCUUUGGGCAGGAAAGAUAAGCUAGUACUGAUCGCACUUGUGGUUGUUACACUGCUAAAUUUGUCUCUGAUCAUGCAUUCACCUGGCAUUGCUCCUGUUACAGCAAACUAGUAUUCUUUGUAACUGAGGCAGGGAUUCCUAUUUAUUUAAAACUUUUAAAUCCUUAGGCUUUUAUUUUCCUCCAUGGCCCACACCACCAUUAACAGGCAAACUCGUUUCAGCUUUGAAUCUGUCUGUGCUUACCAGCUUACCCUGUCAGUGUGACCUGGUGCACCAGAGCUGGUGGGUGCUGGGGGGGAGCUCCACCUGGGAGAAAGCUCUGCAGAACUGUCCUGCUAAAUAAGACCACAAUACUUAAAUUCAAUGUAUGUACUAAUUUUGUAGGCAUUUCUGAUUUUUUGUAAGGUUAAUAAAGCAGAGUAGCUGAUUCUUAUUGGCUAUAUAAAUACUUUGUUUACACCAGUCUUACAAUAACUAUGGUUUAAGCUUGCAGCUAGCUUCACUGUCGGCUGGCACUAAACAACUCUUGUACCAGUAUGGCAUGUAGUUGUGUAUUUUAAUCAAUUCCGCACUUACAGAAACCCACUAUAUUCUCCUUUGGUAAAAACAGAGCCAAGGUAGCAUCAAGUAAAAAGCAAGCAAUAAAUUUAUUCACUUGUGCCAAAGAGUUCCUAAUAAUUAAAUUAAACUAAGCAAGGGUUGCUUUUCCCUGCUUGUGUUUUCUGCAAAUCUCCACUGUUUUGCAGCGACAACAAUGCAACAAAGACAACAAUUGCCUUAUUCUCAGUGCUGCACAGAUGCAUUGCAAGAAAUGGUUCUGGCUUGAGAAUUUGUUCCCUAAAUAGAUAAGACAGCCAAAGGUUGAGAGAGAAGAAAUAUUCUCAUUCCACAGAUGUCAACAAAGGCAUGGAAUAAGGAAGUGAAUUUCCUUGUCAUAGAGCAAAGGCAGGACUUGAACGGAUUUCUUGAUUCCUAGCUCACAUAAUUGGUUUAAUUUUUUGCCUCUGCUGUAGACUUGCUGUGGGGAGUUAUUUGAGUUAAUCUUUUUUAUUCCUGUGAUGUAAUUUUUUCGUCCAUCGAACAAACAGUGCUUCUGUGUAAAGGUAAAUGAGACCAAAUUGUUAAAGGAGAGUUAAGAUCCUUAGAUGAAUCUUCUUAAAUGCAAAUUUUUCUUAUACCAUGAUACAGCAUACACUAUUGUGUUGAUAUAUAGUACUGUUAAGUGGCAUAAUGACAUUCCAACAGAAUACAAAGAUUGACUUUAUUUACUACUUUAGUGAAGGAUAGAUGUAACAGGAUGAAAGUGCAAGCAUUUUUAGAGGUGAUGCUUUUAAAUAUAAUAAUAUGUGCCAUCAUGUUUCUACGUAGUAUUAUCUAGGCAGAAAAAAUGUAUAAUUCAGGCCCUGUAAAUCAAAGACUAUUAAGAAAUAUUAAGUAGAGAAUUUGUAAUCUGCUUUGUAAAGCUCAAAAAAGAAAAAAUUGCACAGCUGUAGCCUGUGAAGCAGACAAAAGAGUGGAGGCAUUAGGAAUAUAUAUAAUUUUUUUUUUUACUUAGCAUGUUCCACACCCUGUUUCUGAUGUCUGUUAUUGAUGAAUCGGUUUUCUUGUCCCACACAGACAUGUCAUGUUCUGCUGGGGAGUCGAUAGCUGCAGUUGCUGCAGUGCUACAUGUGCAGCUUUGUGCGUUGUAGGAUGCUCGUCUGUUGCUACGAAGCUGUUGAGAAGCUGCAGGUAUAUUUUCCCUGGAAGCAGACACGUAUGGUAUUUGUAAGUGGGAGAGGCCUCCCUAUUCCCAGUCCCAUGAUGACACAUAACCUAUUCUUUGAUAUUUGCUUUAAUAUGUAAAGUUACUGUUUUUAAUUUUUUACUUGCUAGUGAUAAUCCAUACCGUCCUCUGCAUCAUGAAAAGAUGUCAACUGGUGACACAGACUGUAAUAAGAUAGUAUAAAUAUCUCUUGUAUUUGUAAAUUACAUGUUCUGAGAACAUGACUUUGGCUUUUUCUCUUCCAUCUAUAUUUUUUUAUGUUGAGAUUGUUCGAUUCUUCACGCAAAGGCUUUAUGUAGUGGCCUGCAAACACACGAUCCCUGGGAGGUGAUGCUGCCUGAGUGCUAAGAUAAAUGCCCUGUUUCUGUCAGAGUACAUUAAUUUCUGCUAAUGAGAUUUUGGAGGGAAACAUUGUGAGAAAUAUUUGUAGACAAACUUUUCGAACGAAACAUCUGGCCCUUUGUGCAAAAACCUCGGUCCUGUACUAUAAAUUAAAUGGCAGGAAUAUAUCUGGGGAAAUGUAUCUAUCCGUUCCUGUUUAAAAUCUUUGUUUUUAAGAUUAUAGUGCUUGGUUUGAAAAAUAAAAGAAGUGCUUAAA